UCUUCACUGUUCAGUGACGUAUGCGGCGAAUGCGAAUGAUGCAUAGGGAGUGUUCGCUGGGGGGUUAGAUAGUCAUCAAAAUAUCUGGAUUGACUCGUUAAAUUUUAACAAUGGACAAAAACGGGAAGAAGGUUAUUGUUUGCGACAAUGGAACAGGGUUUGUCAAAUGUGGCUAUGCUGGAUCAAAUUUCCCGGCCCAUAUAUUUCCUUCCAUGGUGGGACGGCCUAUCAUCCGAGCAGUCAACAAAAUUGGAGACAUCGAAGUGAAGGACUUGGCCAGUAUGCCUGAUCUUAUGGUUGGAGAUGAAGCAAGCAAAUUACGGUCAAUGCUUGAAGUCAACUACCCAAUGGAGAAUGGCAUUGUCAGAAAUUGGGAUGACAUGUGCCAUGUUUGGGAUUAUACUUUCGGCCCAGAAAAAAUGGACAUAGAUCCAAAGGAAUGCAAAAUUUUACUCACGGAACCACCUAUGAAUCCAACAAAGAAUAGGGAAAAAAUGAUUGAGGUUAUGUUUGAGAAAUAUGGAUUUGCUGGGGCAUAUAUAGCAGUUCAAGCAGUACUCACACUCUAUGCUCAAGGUCUCAUCACAGGUGUGGUGGUAGACUCAGGGGAUGGUGUAACUCAUAUUUGCCCAGUAUUUGAGGAAUUUGCUCUCCCGCAUCUCACCAGACGCCUUGACAUUGCUGGACGAGACAUCACACGGUAUCUCAUUAAGCUUUUGUUACUUCGAGGAUAUGCUUUCAAUCAUUCUGCUGACUUUGAAACAGUUCGAAUGAUGAAAGAGAAACUCUGCUAUAUUGGCUAUGACAUUGAAACUGAACAGAAGUUGGCCCUGGAGACAACAGUUCUUGUUGAACCAUACACACUUCCUGAUGGCAGAGUAAUCAAAGUAGGUGGUGAAAGAUUUGAAGCUCCUGAGGCACUCUUCCAACCGCACCUUAUCAAUGUUGAAGGCCAAGGUAUUGCUGAACUCGUUUUUAACACUAUUCAAGCUGCUGAUAUUGACAUGCGGUCCGAACUUUAUAAACAUAUUGUUCUAUCUGGUGGUUCUACCAUGUACCCUGGUUUACCGAGUCGAUUAGAGCGUGAAAUCAAGCAGCUCUACCUGGAAAGAGUGUUGAAAAAUGAUACUAAUAAACUCUCCAAAUUCAAAAUUCGAAUUGAGGAUCCACCUAGGCGGAAAGACAUGGUGUUCAUAGGUGGUGCUGUGCUAGCUGAGGUAUCCAAAAAUUCAGACACCUUCUGGAUGACAAAUGAAGAAUAUCAAGAAAAUGGAGUUGGAGUUUUGAAGAAGCUUGGAGCCAGGGGCAACUAAGGUACCUUUCUGUAGCUCAUCAUCAACAUUUCAAGCUGAAAGAAAACUUCUUGUCUUAGAUCAGAUCCAUUUUUUAAUUGAUGUUAUGAAAUGAAGUCCAGGUGCUUCAGUGUGUGCUCUAGUCCACGUAAGUGUACUACAGUAUUCCAAUUCUUGCUUUCUAUUAUAAGAAAGGUUACCGUUGUGAUAUUCUCGGAGCAUUUAAGACAAGUGUUCUUGUGAAUUUACGUAACCUUGUUAUGAGAGUAUGAAUGUAAUGUUAGGUAUGUAUCUAAUGUUUCUGGCUGUCCCAGAAUUAUUUUUUCUUUUUUGUACAUGAUAAUUGCUCCAACACACAAUUGCUGGGUUCAUAUUAUGUUUACGUAUUGUAGAUAAUUAACUACCAGUGCUGCCAGCAAAGUUGAUAGUAACAACAAUUUUUAAUAGGAUUUUGUACUGAUGUUCUAUUUGAGAUCUUUUUCUCUUUUAAUCAUGUUCCAAUACAACAGUACUGUCCACCUACUGUCAGUUUUGAGAUUUCUGCUGCAAGCAUUUGUAUUUUGUUUAACUUGUAUGUAUAAAUUCUUUCCCCAGAACAGGCUUGAAUAUCAGUACAAAUAUGUUUUA
Molecule: messenger RNA, 1919 nt
Organism: Thrips palmi
Lineage: Eukaryota; Metazoa; Arthropoda; Insecta; Thysanoptera; Thripidae
Gene: Arp2
Product: actin-related protein 2
Exons: 10
Coding region: 111-1313 (400 amino acids)
Biological process (GO): Arp2/3 complex-mediated actin nucleation
Cellular component (GO): Arp2/3 protein complex; actin cortical patch
Molecular function (GO): actin filament binding
Source: RefSeq, a predicted model, not a curated record